Molecule: messenger RNA, 2510 nt
Organism: Aspergillus fijiensis CBS 313.89
Lineage: Eukaryota; Fungi; Ascomycota; Eurotiomycetes; Eurotiales; Aspergillaceae
Product: MCM DNA helicase complex subunit MCM5
Exons: 4
Coding region: 108-2270 (720 amino acids)
Biological process (GO): double-strand break repair via break-induced replication; DNA replication initiation; DNA replication
Cellular component (GO): nucleus; MCM complex
Molecular function (GO): ATP binding; single-stranded DNA helicase activity; 3'-5' DNA helicase activity
Source: RefSeq, a predicted model, not a curated record
CGUUGCUCAGGAAGAUAUUUGCAGUUUCUCCUCGCAACGGGAUACACCGAAAACCUACACACCUCAUCACAACUGCCACCCCACCUCUUGUCACUGCCGUCACCACCAUGGAUAGACGCACCCCCUACACUCUGAGCGUCCUCGCUCCCAGCGUCGAUGGUGUCGAUGACUCUCGCAGUCAGAUCCAAGCGAAAUUGAGGGAGUUCGUCUUGGAGUUUCAGUUGGAUAAUGCAUUUAUCUAUCGUGACCAAUUGAGACAAAAUGUCUUGGUCAAGCAAUACUAUUGCGACAUUGAUAUUGCACACAUGAUCUCGUACAACGAGGAGCUGGCCCACAAGCUCACCACCGAGCCUGCAAACAUCAUCCCCCUCUUCGAGUCAGCCCUUCAAGAAUGUACUCGACGCAUUGUAUAUCCCUCCCAAAGAGACGUCGAACUCCCACCUCAUCAGCUCUUGCUCCACUCGUCCGCAACACAUAUCUCGAUCCGAGACCUCAACGCUACCAAUAUCUCACAUCUCGUGCGAAUCCCGGGUAUCGUUAUCGGCGCCUCGACGAUAUCGUCCAAAGCUACCCAGAUGCAUCUCCGAUGCAAGAACUGUGGUUAUACCGAAAAUCUUACCGUUGAGGGUGGAUUCGCAGGGAUGCAGCUCCCCAGAAAAUGUGGCCGUGAAAGGCAGCCAGGCGAUCCUGACUCGGAGCCGUGCCCGCUCGACCCAUAUGUUGUUUCGCACGAGAAGUGCCACUUUGUCGAUCAGCAAGUCCUGAAGCUGCAGGAGGCGCCUGAUCAGGUUCCUGUGGGUGAACUUCCUCGCCACGUCCUCAUUUCUGCCGAUCGCUACCUCGCCAACCGAGUUGUACCUGGUUCCCGUUGCACAGUCAUGGGCAUUUUCUCAAUCUAUCAAUCGUCAAAGGGCGGAAAGAAGGACGGAGCAGUCGCCAUCCGCAACCCUUAUCUGCGGGCGGUCGGUAUCAGCACGGAUCUCGACCACACUGCCAAGGGCAAUGCUAUUUUCUCUGAGGAGGAAGAACAAGAGUUUCUGGAGCUCAGUCGUCGUCCCGAUUUGUAUGACGCCUUGGCACGAAGUAUCGCCCCGUCGAUCUACGGAAACUUGGAUAUCAAAAAGGCUAUUGUCUGUCUGCUGAUGGGUGGCUCGAAGAAGAUCCUUCCCGAUGGGAUGAAACUUCGUGGUGAUAUCAACGUCCUCAUGCUUGGUGACCCCGGUACUGCUAAGUCGCAACUACUCAAGUUCACAGAGAAGGUAUCGCCAAUUGCAAUCUAUACCUCCGGUAAGGGUUCGUCCGCGGCGGGUUUGACUGCUUCCGUACAACGUGAUCACGUUACGCGCGAAUUCUACUUGGAAGGAGGUGCCAUGGUGCUCGCCGACGGCGGAGUUGUCUGUAUCGAUGAGUUUGAUAAGAUGAGAGACGAGGAUCGUGUCGCUAUCCACGAAGCCAUGGAACAACAGACCAUCUCGAUCGCCAAGGCCGGUAUCACCACGAUCCUCAACUCCCGGACGUCUGUCUUGGCUGCAGCCAACCCCAUCUUCGGACGUUAUGAUGAUUUGAAGACCCCGGGCGAGAACAUCGAUUUCCAGACUACUAUCUUGUCGCGUUUCGAUAUGAUCUUCAUUGUGCGAGAUGAUCACGAGCGCAGCCGCGACGAAAGCAUCGCCAGACACGUCAUGGGUGUUCACAUGGGCGGACGAGGCAUUGAAGAGCAGAUCGAAGCGGAGAUCCCCUUGGAGAAGAUGAAGCGGUAUAUCAGCUACUGUCGCACCCGUUGCGCACCUCGCCUGUCCGAUGAAGCAGCCGAAAAGUUGUCUUCACACUUUGUCACGAUCCGGAAGCAGGUCCACCGUCACGAAGUCGACGCUGGCACUCGGUCGUCCAUCCCCAUCACCGUUCGUCAACUCGAGGCCAUUGUGCGUAUCACUGAAUCGCUAGCUAAAUUGAGCCUGUCGCCCAUCGCAACGGAGGCUCACGUCGACGAAGCCAUCCGCCUCUUCCUGGCCUCGACCAUGGACGCCGUCAACCAGGGUGAGGGCCAGGGAAGCAAGGAGAUGAUGGAAGAAGCCAGCAAGAUCGAAGACGAAUUGAAGCGCCGUCUCCCCAUCGGCUGGAGCACGAGCCUGGCGACGUUGAAACGCGAGUUCGUCGAAGGCAGAGGAUACACCGAACAAGCCCUCCACCGGGCUCUGGUGGUCAUGCAACGCCGGGAUACCGUUCAGAUCCGCUCGGGUGGAACCCAGGUGUAUCGACACGGUGUGUAAUGUCUCUCUGCUUUUUCUUUUGGCCUCUGGGUCUCUCUCUCUCUCGGUUUGACGUCCAGUGACACGGUCAUGACUGCUUGCUGCUUUUUCUGAUUAUGAAAAUUUCUUUUUGGCGGAAUCUCGUUUACAUACCAAAUUGGGUUUCGGGCACAGCGAGGAUGAACGGUGUACGGCGCAGGUGUUGUUAUUCUCCCAUUCUACGAGAACCCUAUCUAUUUAGAACAAUCAAUAUAACGCACA